AUGUCUAAUUAUCCUGUCCGGUCUUGUGAAUGGAAGAGGCAACUUGCCCGCAAUGGGUUCGCUACGGUUUGGAUGGCCAACCUUUGUGCGCUCGCCAGCAUCAUCCCAGCCAUUCCAACAUCUGUAUAUCCAGAUCCAGAAACCGACCAUGUGUCCUGGGCAUCUUUUGUGAGCAAAUCUAUAGACCGAUUAGAAAAGAAGUUUCCAGGAUCACCUAGAUGUUUGGUUUUACAUGGAAUUUUACUUGAAUCGAAUGGAGAAAUCGAAUUAGCCAAAGAGUUUUAUGAACUUGAAUUAAAUAAACCGAUUGAUACUAAAUCUACUUCGAAAGGUAACACAGGUGAAACUGAUCUUAGUUUUUCUUUCUCUUUCUUCUUCAAAUCUUAUGAAGGGAUUUAUUUUUUGGGAAGAAAGGUUGAUUGA
Messenger RNA from Melampsora larici-populina 98AG31, 423 nucleotides. RefSeq lists its product as uncharacterized. The transcript is spliced from 3 exons. The coding region runs from base 1 to 423 and encodes 140 amino acids. The record is from RefSeq and is a predicted model, not a curated record. NCBI's taxonomy places the organism in Eukaryota, Fungi, Basidiomycota, Pucciniomycetes, Pucciniales, Melampsoraceae.